This is a messenger RNA of Dreissena polymorpha, 2794 nucleotides long. RefSeq lists its product as uncharacterized. Bases 117 to 2066 code for a protein of 649 amino acids. Gene Ontology annotation, molecular function: zinc ion binding; ubiquitin-protein transferase activity. The record is from RefSeq and is a predicted model, not a curated record. NCBI's taxonomy places the organism in Eukaryota, Metazoa, Mollusca, Bivalvia, Myida, Dreissenidae. Gene Ontology annotation, cellular component: chromatin; nucleoplasm. The transcript is spliced from 5 exons. Gene Ontology annotation, biological process: positive regulation of DNA-templated transcription.
GGAACGCUGACAGUCUAAUCGUUUCAUAGGUACGUAUUAAGAACAUAUUUAUAUAGUUUACUCGGCAAAGAGACGGAUAAAUAAUAAUUUAGAAGCAACGAACAACCAGUUUGAAAAUGGCAACAAGCGGACAAGAACCUGAUCGGGAAGUUUCAAGUGAUAUGAUAGGAGAAUGUGUUGUCAUUAAAUGUUGCGAACCUUGUACGAGGAAACACACGUCCAGCAAUGCAACAAUUUUUUGUAAAACCUGUAACGAGCAUCUUUGCGAACCUUGCAGAAAUAUUCAUAUAAUUUAUAAAUCGGGCACACAUGAUACGGUUGCUAUUGAAGAUCUGGAUUCGAUACCAGUUGUUGUUACGAUGAAAGGUAUGGACAAAUGUCGCGACCAUAAUAAAACAAUCAAGUUUUUCUGUGAAGACCACUCGAAGCUCUGUUGCAAUACAUGUGCGUUCAUACACAGAAAGUGCGACAACGUCAAUGAACUGGCGAGUCUAUCAAACCUAGAAGGACUAGAGCUGCAAGAUUUAAACAAGACGCUACUUAAACUGACCAUCGAUAAUGUAUCCAUCAAAAGAAACUCAGAAAAGGCAUUAAGUGAGACAAAUGAAAACCUUCCAAAGCAGAUUGAUGAAAUAAAGGAUCGCAUUAUCGACAUACUUAAUAAGGAACAGAUAAAGAUAAUCAAAGAUGCAGAUAUAUUCAAAGCAGAGGAGAUGAAGCGAUUAGGCGAAAUUACUAAAGCGUGUUCACACAUGAAUUCAAACAUCAAUGAACUGAUACCGUUUAUUUCUGCUGUUGGCAAACAUGGCACAACUCAACAAAAGUAUAUUAUCACCAAAGUUAUCAAGGAUAACAUAAAAGAUAUAGAAACCCAGAUAACUGAAGAGCGAAACAAACAUGUCCAUUCAACUGUUUCCGUAGAGUUUUCAAAACAGUUAUUAUCCCUCCUUUCAGAGGAAAAAGGCUUUGUAAAACUGAAAGUAGAGCGACACUUUACGCACACAGAUGCUGUACAAACAAGUCCGACGGAAAUGCAAGAGUCGUCUGAAGUUAUUUCCAGCGCGCGCAACCCGACGUCCCCCCACAAUCGCAACCACCGCCGUUCACUCAAAAACCUGCCCGCCCGCAAACCAGAGCUCGCCCCAGAGCCUCCCACCGAGGAAACAAUCGAAAGACGCGAUACUACAUCUAUCAUGUCACUGCCCGUGACAACAGGUUGUUCGAGUGCCAGCGCUCAGGCAGCACCGAUUAAAGCAGUCACUCUUGAGCAGCUCUUGUCCGUGGAUAUAAAACAGACUGAAGAUGACGGGAAGGAACCUUUCCUCAGUGGACUUAAGUUCCUACCAGACGGGAGACUAGUUACCGUGGAUAACAACAACAAGAAAUGUAUCCUGAUGGAUGGUCGACUGCAGAUACAAGGAAAGCCGUACAAGUUCAAUAAAUACCCACGUGACGUUGAAUGUUUGUCUCAGUGUGAGCUGGCAGUAACAAUGUCUGGUAAGACUGUGUGUCUCUUGUCCGUGAGUCAUGACAAUGUCAUUGUGCUUACAAGGGAGAUUAAGACAUCCACUGAUGUCUUCUCAAUAUGCUGCAGGACCCCAACAAACAUGGUCUUUAGCACAUGCGACGAUUCACGUCCAGUGAGAAUGAUAACGCAGGCCGGUAUUGAGUCCGACUUUGAUCGAGUGCCGUUUACUAAGAAGACGUACAAACUUGGAGAGAGCAAGUGCACGUAUGUAACGUCAAAGAACACGUUGGUACUGACUGACAGGUAUGCGCACACAGUGUACAUGUACGACACCGUGAAAGGCACGUCCAGAGCAGUUACUAAUGCGAACAUACAGCAACCGGUUGGUGCAUGCGUCGGACCUGGUGACACAGUGCUGGUAUGCAGUGGGGCGAGGGACUACGUCGUUCACCUAACUGAUAAAGGUGAUAUACUAGGUACAUACCGUGUGGAUAUGACAUUGCCGUUUUCUAUGUGUAUGAAUAAGGAUGGGACCAGAUUGGCAGUAUCGAAUGGUACUAUUGGGAUGAGGAAAUUGAUGAUGUACAAAUUAUCAUAAUUAUGAUAUCGUCAAUAGCAAUUUAUCCUAUAAGUAAUUAUGCAUAUGUAAUAUGUAUUACUCUGUGUUUUUUUCUUAGUUGUUAAGUGAGUACUUACGUUUAUGCCUUUUUGUUAGAUGUCUUGGUUAAAUUUAUAAUUUACAUACUCACUGGUGUACAUACUUCAAUUUCACGAAUGAUGCAUCUUCUUAAAACACAUAUAUGUGUGUUUUAUAAAACAGUUAGAAGUUUGUGUUUUAUGCAUGAUUAUAAAAGUAAAGUCUUACCUCUGAUGAUGCAAAACCUCAAUUUAAUUUUUGCUCAGUCAAUUUAUGUAGUUCAUGUUUGAAAAAUUAGUAUAAACAGUAUGAAUCUUAAAAUUAUCGUUUACAUUAAAAUGAGAUAAUAUAAAUAUAAACUUAUCCAUACUUAAAUACAUUUACUUGUAUUGUUAUUGUUAAAAUUAUAAUUGGAAAAAUAUCACAGAUAUUGCCAGAACAACAUUAGACUUAAUUCCAUUGAUAGAAAACGCUAUACAUGUAUAUACGAUGAUGUCCGGUAAUAUUGCGCAGUUAAGGGUCAAUUGGUUUAAAAACAUGUUAUUUUAUUAAUUGACAACAUAAUAUCUAAAAAAUGUAUGACAAUAAGAAGUUCAUGUGCUUAUUAACAAAAAAAUAUCGGAUUAAUUCAGUGAAGAACUGUCCGAUUUGAUUUCAAAACAAACAUGACUCACCUCAUUUUCAAACUA